Molecule: messenger RNA, 2849 nt
Organism: Prunus avium (sweet cherry)
Lineage: Eukaryota; Viridiplantae; Streptophyta; Magnoliopsida; Rosales; Rosaceae
Source: RefSeq, a predicted model, not a curated record
AAGUUAAAGAAAUGAAGUGCGCUUUUAAUGCUUGGUAGGGAAGGGACCAAAAAUGUCUGCUACAGACAAGUCAACUGCGUGCAGUUCUGGGUCUUUGGGUUCUUCUUAAUGCUCCACCAAAUAGUAUCAAUACUUCAACUUGUAAGCAGUAAGCUUGAUACUGAGAAAGCUAAAAUAGAUUUCAAUGGAGCUCCUCUGUUUCUUGGUUUUCAGUAUCUGCUUACUCUUUUCUCUGAGCAGAAUUUCAUCAGCUGCUGAUACCAUUACUUCAUCUCAGUCCCUCAGUGAUGGCAAGUCAUUGGUUUCGUCUCCGGGUGGAAUAUUUGAGCUGGGUUUUUUCAGUCCAGGCAUGUCCAAGAGCCGCUACUUGGGAAUUUGGUACAAGAACAUCCCAAUUCCAACUGUUGUUUGGGUUGCAAACAGGCAAACUCCAAUCAAUGGUUCCACUGGCAGCUUAAUGAUCAACAGCACAGGCAAUCUUGUCCUUGUCAACAACAACAACAACCAGACUGUUUGGUCUACAAAUUCAUCAAAACAGUCCCAGAGCCAGAGCCCUGUCCUGCAGCUCCUGGAUAAUGGCAAUCUUGUCCUCAGAGAUGAGAAAGAUGCAAACUCAGAAAACUACUUGUGGCAGAGUUUUGACUACCCAUCUGAUACUUUGUUGCCAGGAAUGAAGCUUGGAUGGGACUUGAGGACCGGACUUAAUCGACGUUUAACGGCAUGGAAAAGUCCAGAUGACCCUUCUCCAGGGGACUUCAUCUGGGAAAUGGAGCUGCAUGAGUAUCCGGAGCCAGUUAUGUGGAAAGGGUCCAAAGAGUACCUGAGAAGUGGCCCAUGGAAUGGUGUUUUGUUCAGUGGUAAACCAGCCAACGCACUUCCUGCAUUGAACUUCAGCUUCAUCUCCAAUGAGGAUGAGGUUUACAUGACAAUCCACAUGGUGAAUAAGUCUGCACUUGGAAGGAUGAUGAUGAACCAAACCACGUCGCCGCCGUAUCGACAGGAGUGGAUUUGGUCCGAAGCAGACCGAAAUUGGACAAUUUAUGCAUCGUUUCCAAGAGACCCUUGUGAUAGUUAUGGCCACUGUGGUGGUAAUGGCAAUUGUGUUCUUAGUUCAUCCCCAAUUUGUCAAUGUUUGGAUAGGUUCAGUCCUAGAUCACCGGAGAACUGGAACUUAAAUGAGUUUUCACAAGGCUGUAAGCGCAGGAAGCCAUUGAACUGCAAGAAUGAUGGAUUCGCCACGUAUCCCGGGUUGAAAUUGCCUGAUACUACGCAUAGUUGGGUAGAUAAAAGCAUGAAUCUCAAGGAAUGCAGGGCCAAAUGCUUAUCUAAUUGUUCUUGUUCGGCUUAUACAAACUUGGAUGUGAGAGGAGGAGGCAGUGGUUGUGCCAUCUGGUUCGAUGAUCUUGUCGAUAUCAAGCAAAUGCCAGGUGGUGACCAGGAUAUAUAUAUCAAGAUAUCUGCUUCAGAACUAGAUGACGUCAAGACGAGCAAGCCCUCUGGUGUAAAGAAGAAAGUGGCAAUCAUAGCCAGCGUUGGGCUGCUAGUCAUGGGAGUGAUAAUACUAGGAUUGGUUUUUUACAAGCGGAAGUUAGUUGGCUAUUGUUGCAUUCUCAAAGCCAGAGGCAGGAAAAAUGUCAAAGGUCAAGACAUUGAAGAACAGAAAGAUGAAGAUCUGGAGCUACCAUUGUUCGACUUGACAACAAUAGAGGGUGCCACUAAUUUCUUUUCAGUCAACAAUAAGCUUGGUGAAGGCGGUUUCGGACCUGUAUACAAGGGUAGACUCGUAGAUGGUCAAGAAAUUGCAGUCAAGAGACUUUCAAGAAGUUCUGGACAAGGAAUAAAGGAGUUCAAAAAUGAAGUAAUACUGAUUGCCAAACUUCAACACCGAAAUCUUGUAAAGCUUCUUGGUUGCUGCAUUCAGGGAGAGGAGAAAUUGCUGAUCUAUGAAUACAUGCCCAACAAAAGCUUGGACUACUUCCUUUUUGAUGAAGCACGACGUAAAUUGUUAGAUUGGCCUCAGCGCUUCCAAAUUAUCUGUGGGAUUGCUAGGGGACUUCUCUAUCUUCAUCAGGAUUCCAGACUGAGGAUUAUACACAGAGAUCUCAAAGCAAGUAAUGUUUUACUUGAUAGAGACUUGAACCCGAAGAUCUCAGAUUUUGGUCUUGCUAGAACUUUUGGUGGAGAUCAAACUGAAGGAAAUACAAACAGAGUGGUUGGAACAUAUGGUUACAUGGCACCUGAAUAUGCUACUGAAGGGCAAUUCUCAGUGAAAUCUGAUGUCUUUAGCUUUGGUAUUUUACUGCUGGAGAUAAUAAGUGGAAAGAAAAGCAAAGGGUUCUAUCAUUUGAACCACCGCCUGAAUCUUAUUGGAAACGCAUGGAGAUUGUGGAAAGAAGGAAGGCCAUUAGAGCUGAUUGACGAAGGGUUUGGGAACUCGUGCACUCUAUCAGACGUACUGCGAUGCAUCCAUGUCAGUCUGUUAUGUGUGCAACUACAGCCUGAGGACAGGCCAACCAUGUCGUCUGUAGUUCAGAUGUUAUGUAGUGAAAAUGCCUUGCCUGAGCCCAAAGAACCAGGAUUUGUUCCAGAAAAGGAUUUACUCAACGGAGAGUUUCCCCUAAUUAACAACAAACCAUCUUCUAAUGGUUUAACCAUUACACAACUCGAGCCUCGUUAAGGAUCAUUAGAUCAUAUAAAUUUAUGCAGUGUUGUUUGUCAUACAUUGUAUAUAUGUUUAAGUCUUCCAAUGCCCAAGUUACAAUAGACCUUGUUGUCAAAUUUUAACUGUUACAAUGUACUCAAUAUUGAAAUAAUCAGUGCCUUUUUCCCUCUACUUGUCCAUAAUCAAA